Molecule: messenger RNA, 1092 nt
Organism: Pseudozyma flocculosa PF-1
Lineage: Eukaryota; Fungi; Basidiomycota; Ustilaginomycetes; Ustilaginales; Ustilaginaceae
Exons: 2
Coding region: 1-1092 (363 amino acids)
Cellular component (GO): mitochondrial membrane; mitochondrion
Molecular function (GO): flavin-dependent sulfhydryl oxidase activity; flavin adenine dinucleotide binding
Source: RefSeq, a predicted model, not a curated record
AUGCCCACCUUCUCAUCGAAACCGCUUCGCCGCCCGCCAUCGGCGCUCAGCCGCCUGGCGCCCAAGGUCCGACAGCGCCCGGUCCUCUUCUUUGGUCUUCCCUUUAUCAUCACCAUCGUCGGAGCCUCGUUCGGACUUAGCACCCUCACCCAGACCCGCUACGACUACAACGCGCAAAAGGUGCAGACCAUCACCAAGGAGGAGGAGCUCCGGCUCAAGAGGGACAGGAAGAAGGUCGACCUCAGGGAAGAGUACUUUAAGCUGCAGGCCAAGUCCGACGAGCUGGACGAGUGGGAGCCGAAACGCAUCAGCAGGCCAGAAGGAACACCGGAAUGGGGCGUCCCGCCAACGUCGCCGUCGGAGUCGUCGACUUCCAAGGGCAAGAUCUCGCUCGAAGGGCUCUCCCAAGCCGACGUCAAGGCAGAGCGGGACGCCGGCAUCUCGAGCGAGUCGAUCAAGCCAUCCGCCAAGCACCCAGCCGUCGUCCUCGGGCCGGACGGCAAGCCUUGUCGAGCCUGCAACUCGAAGCUCGCCUUUUCCGCCGCCUUCAAGAAGGCGAAACCGGCGAUUGCCAGCCCGGUCCCGUCAUCUGGUGGAGAGAAGGAGGGCAGCGCCAAGGCUGCCGGUGCCGCGGCCGCAGUGGCAACUGCGGGCAGCGCUCUCGGCUCUCAAGCAUCCACGAACGACGCCGCCGACAGCGACCAACUCGAAUGCCCACCAGACGGCAUCGAGCUCGGCCGGUCCACCUGGACGUUUCUGCACAGUGCCGCCGCCUACUUCCCCGCGUCGCCGACGUCGGUGCAGCAAAGCUCGAUGCUCGCCCUCCUCACCUCGCUGCAGCACCUCUACCCGUGUCACAGCUGCGCCGAGGCGUUGGGGGAAGAGUACCGGCGCGAGGAGCGCGACGGGGGCUGGGAGGAAAAGGGGUUGAGGAUGAAGGAGGCCGUGCGGUCCGGGCCGGCGCUGCGCAAGUGGCUCUGCGGCAUCCACAACGAGGUCAACCACCGCCUGGGAAAGGCCGCGUUUGAGUGCAGCGAGGAGAGGUUGAACGAGAGGUGGAAGGAUGGUCCGGCGGACGGGCGAUGCGAUUGA